CAUUUCUGCACUGCUGUCUUCUUCAGCUGCACCACCGUCAUGCCAUCUCAACUCUACAGAAGUUCUCUUCCGGCCAACCUCCUCUGGCUACUGGUAUUGCUCUCUCCUUUUCUUGUUCUUGUAACAGCAACUUCACUAGGGUCCCAAGCGAGGGCUCUAUUACACUGGAAGUCCACCCUCCAAGGUGGGCAAUUGCUGGCAUCCUGGAACAUCGACUCUCGUCCUUGCAACUGGACUGGGGUUGCAUGCAGCGUCACACGUAAGGGCCGCUUGGUCAUCACCGACGUGCAUCUGCCAGAUAUGAGCUUAGCAGGGCCACUUGAUGUAUUUAAUUUUUCGGCGUUGGGAUCACUCGCCACUCUCAACCUCAGUUGCAACCGGCUCAAUGGAACUAUCCCCCCUGCCAUCGCCACCCUCUCGCAGCUGGUAACGCUUGAUCUCACUGGCAACCUGUUCGUGGGCAGAAUCCCGAUCGAGAUGGGCUCAAUGAAGGGGCUCCAAUUCUUAAGCCUGAGUCAAAAUCAAAUAAUGAGUUCAGUACCUCCAUCGUUGAGUAACCUUAGUGGCCUUACGCACUUGGACCUGCGACAAAAUAAGCUUAGGGGUGUCAUCCCCAGGGAGCUGGGGAGACUCGAGAAGUUAAGAUUUUUGGAACUUGGGGACAACCAACUAUCUGGCUCCAUUCCUCCCAGUUUAGGGAACCUGACAAGACUGUAUCACUUGGCUCUUUAUGAAAACCAGUUAACUGGAUCCAUCCCUCCACAAUUAGGAGAUUUAAGAGACUUGGUUUACUUUUCACUCUCUAAUAAUAGUUUAACUGGUACCCUUUUUUUCAUCUUAGGAAACCUAACCAAGUUACAGUAUUUAUUCUUGUGGAGAAAUCAUCUUUCGGGUUUCAUCCCUCUUGAAAUUGGAAAUCUAAUUGAGGUUUCAAAUCUUGAUCUCUCGAGUAAUAUGUUAACAGGUCAUAUCCCUUCCACCAUAGGAAAUAUGAGUAACUUGAACAUACUUUAUCUUUUUGAUAAUGAGUUAUCGGGCUCUAUUCCUCCUCAGAUUGGAAAUCUUCUAGAGAUUACCAAUCUCUCUCUCCAAAUGAACAUGUUAGGAGGUCACAUCCCUUUUUCAUUAUGUAACUUAACCAAACUACAGUCUUUGUUUCUAUGGAAAAAUCAACUUUCUGGAUCCAUCCCUCAUGAGAUUGGAAAUCUCCUAGAGAUUACUGAUCUGUCUCUCCAUAUGAACAUGUUAGGAGGUCACAUCCCUUUCUCAUUAUGUAACUUAACCAAACUGCA
Molecule: messenger RNA, 1292 nt
Organism: Musa acuminata subsp. malaccensis (wild Malaysian banana)
Lineage: Eukaryota; Viridiplantae; Streptophyta; Magnoliopsida; Zingiberales; Musaceae
Source: RefSeq, a predicted model, not a curated record